CUUGGGAUCUUUGGUUGGAUUCUUCAUACAAAUUAAAAUAAUAACGAGAGCUGGCGUGGCAAGACAGGAGAAUGGGUUGAUAUUUCUGUAGCGUUUCUCUAAUAUGGAUGAAUCUUACACUUUUCAGGCAUUCUCAGAAGCUUACUCAAUCUUGGAAAAUGAGCUUGCAUGCCUCCUUGAUGAGUGUAAGACAAGGUCGGUACCCCCAUAUCGACUGCUGCCAAAAAUCAUCCCAAGUAUUAGUUCACUAUAGUGAAAAAUCUGCACAUGUCCCAGAAGGUAUAUGAUUUUCUUUUUAUCAAAGUUACUUGUUCAUUGGUAAUCAGAUGGAGCAUUUGAGUUUUUUUUUUUUUUGGCUGAAAUUAUGCUCUAUUUAAUAUUAGGAUGAUGUGAUCUUUACUAGACUUGAAGGGGGCAGUAUCCUGUAAUCUUUCUGGACUUCGUUGAGCAUCUAUGAGGUAAUUAUAUAAAGGUUGAAUGACAUAGCAAGGUUUAUAAAGAGCUUGCAUCUAAAUAAGGAAAUUUUACUUCCAUUUAGAUUGACUAACUUAAUUAACCAUGUACAUUUGUCUUUUUUAUCAUCCAAGAUGUGGAUUUCUUAUCACAGUGGCUCAGAUGGUGCUGCUAGGAAAGCUGCAGUCGUUCUGCCAGACAGGGUUGGGCCUUGUUUCAUGAAUUUCAAGUGAAUUUCUGUAACCCGAAGAUGUUAGAAACACGCUGGCCAGGCCGGGUGGAUUCGACGAGAGCCUCGGAUCAGGUUUCUAAAUCAAACCCGAAGUACCAGAAUUAAGAUAAUUAUUAUUUUUUUAUUUGCUUUUUGUUGUAUUGAAUUAUUCAAGGCUUUGACAUUAUUUUCAGCUUCAGGAGUAAGAAAGAACAAAAUUGAAAUCCCUAAUUCCCAAUCACUUCCUCAUCCUCACGGUUAAACAACGACCACACUUUGGCUUCAAAAAUUGGUCCAUGAGCACCUGUGUGCAAUUUUGUCACUCUUUCAGGGGACUGGAAUUGGGAACGAUUGCAUGGAAAACUCCCUGAGAAUGUUCUGUCUUUAAUUGCAGGUGCUGAAACGCCAAAGGAAGGACAAGGUGAUGACAAAACUCUUUGGGGGCUGGAGCCAGAUGGCAGAUUCAGACUCAAGUCAGCAUACAAGCUUGCUGCCGAGGAGCUCGAGCCAACAGAAGAGGAAGAAUGGAGGAAGCUUUGGAAGUGGAAAGGACCAAAGAGGAUCAGACACUUCCUUUGGCUGACAUUGCACGAGAGACUGCUGACCAACCAGGAAAGAGCUCGAAGGAAGCUGACGAAUGAUGGAAGCUGUAAGCACCCGGGAUGCAGCAGCCAGGAAACGACAGAACAUCUUCUUAGACAGUGCAAGAAACUGAAGGACUUUGGAGGAAGCUUAGACAUUCCGUCACUGUCUCUGAUAGCGGGAUUAUCGAAAACCCGUAGGAUGAAGAGAAGGGGAUUGAUUUUGGGAUCAUCCUGUGGCAUAUCUGGAAGCAGCGUAACGAAGAAAUCCCUUAUGGAAAGAAGUAUUGUGAACAAAGUCUGCUGCACCGGAUCCUUGCCUAUUUCAAUAUUGUGAGAAGUGCAAGACAAAACAUUGACAUGAUCAAGGCAGGGGAUAUCACAAGGAAAGAGAGGAGACAUCUUGCUUGGUCACUACCAGACGAAGGAUGGAUGAUGAUUAACACAGACGGAUCUGUGAAUGCUGAAGAAGGGAAAGCUGCUGGGGGAGGACUCUUGCGAGACCACCUUGGACGCUGCCAUGAGGCCUUCUCAAUGAAUCUCGGCAACUGCACCAUUACAAGAGCGGAGCUGAAAGGUGCUGAAACAGGAGUUGCAACAACAUGGAGGAAAGGAUACAGAAAAAUCAAGUUGUGUAUGGACUCUACCACGGCUAUAAGUAUCAUCAAGAACAGGGAUGAUGAUUGAUGACGACCAUAGAUAUGGUACCCUUGCGCUGGAGUUUAAGCGGGCUCCUUUCACUCACUUGGGAAGUUCGGAUUGAGCAUAUUUAUAGAGAGAAUGCUAUUGUGCUGCAGAUUUCUUAGCUAUUAGACGCCAUAGCCUUCAUUUUGGUACACAUUCUAUCGAUGUGUGCGAUUCAGGUCUUUGUCACUGGAUCAAUUUUGAUGUCAUGGGUAUAUCCCAAGAACGCCAUUGGUGUCUGUCUUUCUACCAAAAAAAGAAUAAAUAUAUGUUAUAUCGGUCAUUGGUCUUUGGUGUCUCAUUUCUACUGAUUAGCUGCUGCAUUUUCAUUUUCUCAUAAGCGGCAUUUUUUACUGAAAAGAUAAUUAGCAUGUUCUCUUUCGAUUCAGAUUAUCUUCAUUAUUUUACGCUGAGCAUAUCCUGGCCAGAAAUAGGAUGGGAAAUUCAUGCGGGCCAGUGGGGGUUUGUUAAGUAGCAGUCGUUAUUGUCUUCCCAGAUAUAAGGUGGCUGGGACACACAAAACUAAUUCUUCCUUACUCUCUCAUUUUAUUCCAUUUCUGCAUAUGGCGUUAAACAAUGCCAUUGCCAUAUUUAUCAAGUGUCUGGUAGUCGUUACUCAUUCUUUCUUUCCUUUUUGAAGUGCUUUAGUUCAGUAACUCAGAGAAGUGAUAUGCAUGCAUUGUGAUGCAUUGCACGCUUGGUGGGCUGUUGUUGACCACCAAGGUUAAAGGUUAUUUACUACAUUUAGCAGCUUGUAUCAGAUUCUGACAUAGUUAUUGGCCUUCCGUAGUGCAGUGUGUUUUUUUACCCAGAGCCAGUUCAGCAAACAGCAAUCGAGGAGCGGAUUCUGGAAUUUAAAACGGAAGAGGGCUGAUGUUGCUAUUACAAGUAGCUGCUUUAUUGAAAGAUCUGAUAAUCGGAAAGGUAUUAUUGUCAUUGGCCCUCUUUUCACGAUGAAUGUUCGUAGAGAGUUGGUCAGGCUAGCAGAUGAACAGUUUCCAACAAUAUUUAUGACAAUUUGUUCUCUUGGUGUUCAGGAAUAGGAAACCCUCUGUUCCCGAAGGAAAAUGGGGGAGGGGAGGGGAAGGGAAGGAAAUUAGGAGGGGAGGGAUAAUUUUGAGGUUAAGAAAAUUGAAAGGAAAAUUGUGUUUUACGGAGGAAAGUAGGAAGGAAAAUGUGUAUCGGAAAUUGUGAUGGAUAUAUUAUUUUAUUGGAUAUAUAAUAGUAAAUAAUUUGAUUAAAUUUAACCUGAAUCGAAUCGAAAGAGAACAUGCUAUUAUUGUAUUCCUGAGCAUAACCUGCAUUUUCAUUUUCUCACAAGAAAGGUUAAACUUAAUAAGUUGAUAUUAGUUUCAUUGUAUAUGAAUUGUAAAUUAAAUUUAACCUUUCUUAUUAAGUUUGUUCACCAUUAAAAAUGAGAUGCAGAUGGUUUCAAAUUUUUUUGUGAACCAAUUGUUAAUUUUUUAUGUUUGGUGUAUAAACUCAGGUAUCUUCGAUUCUUGGUAAUAUUAGUGAGCGUUUGGCAACAAAAAAAAACAUAAUUAUCUUUCUUAAAUUAUGUUUAACAACAAUAAAUAACAAUUGUAUUAUUAAAAUAAGAAAAGAGGAAAUAUAAAUAAUGAUUUUAGUGUAAACAAAUAGAAUGAGCUGACAUUUCUGAUAAUCUCACUUAUUAAUUAUCUAUUACAUUUAGAAACAAAAAUACUCUCCAACAUUCACUCUCACUUCACAAAAUUUGAAAUAGAAAAUCUUAAAACAUUAAAUAUAUCUUAUAGAAAGAACUUCUUCAACCAAGUAGAAAAUGUAUUUUACCUGAAAUGAUUAUAUUUUAUAGAAUGUGAUUAAUUGUGAAAUCAGAACUCAAGUAACAUUGAUUUAUACACUGAAUAAUAAAUUGUAUGUGUGGUUCAGUUUAGACAAAAUACAUAUGUGUAGCCAAAACAUGGAUCUUUGUGACAAAUUUUGUAAUUUUUUGUCACAAAUUUACACGUAAUAUAAAGAUAAAUUGGACACUAUGACGAAAAAGAGCAUCCUAGAAUCAUUCUCAGGCCAUAAAAUUUGAAAUGAGACUCUCAUUUCCAAUUUUAUCAUUUUAUUAUGUGUUUAUUUGUCACAAAAAAAUGAUUAUACUCGUCAAAAAAUUCCAUGUUUUAGUUACACUUAUGUAUUUUGUCUGAACUAAACAACAUGUACAAUUUAAUAUUAAUGUAUAAAUCAAUACUACUUGAGUUCCGAUUUCAGAACUAAUAUCUUUCUAUAAAAUAUAAAUAUAUAAGCAUCAUCACCAAACAUAUUCUUAGAGUUCAAUCAAAUAAAUAACAAUAAAUAAAAUGUGGCCUAGUUGGUUAUAAUGCUCUUUCUUCUUUCAAGUGACAAGGUUCAAACUCCAACGAUAACAUUUUGAAUAUGUAAACAUGAACUAGGUGCAAUGACAAAAAUGGCCUUCCUAGAAUCACUCUCAGGCCACGAAAUUAGAAAUGGGAGAAUUCCAACCCAUGUUUUGGCUUUAUAUAUUUUUAGAUUUAGAUGAAUUGUUCCCAGUCACCAACUGCUCCCUCCUAUCUCCAUAAAUCAAUAGCAGUUGUUUUAUAGUCACCAACAAUUCCUUCCCACCUCCCCCCAAAUCCCUCACCAACCUGUUGGUCUCAGUCGCCGCUCUUUAAGAAGCUUGUAAAGACGAGACUCCCUGCCCGAAUCGCUGCCCAACCCAUCAUCCAUAUUGCCCACCUGAAAUCCUCCAUCUCUUAUGCUGUCCUAGGGGAAGUAGUAAUCGACCAUGUCGCCUUCUUUUAUUGAAUCACUAGUAUUGAGAACUCUAGCACCUGGUUUCAAUUCAUAGGGUUUUAAUUUUCCCCAAUUUUGACCUGUGAUUGAGUUUGAACUUUCAUUGCGACGUGUGCAUGUCUAUUUUAAGGGGAAUCUGCUCUAGAUUCAGUACGCGAAAGUCCCAUUGGUGACAUUGGACUAUGAGAGUGGCUACAACAUGGUAUUGAAAGCUCGCGAUGGCUGGCUAUUUGGCUAGGUCCUGGCGAUCUCAUUGGGAAUUGUUGUGGGGGCUGCUGAAGGUCAGUGUCAUCCACAUAGCGCUUAUGAAAUAGGAAGUUCUACUGAUGUGGGACUCGAAGAUUGUGGACAACAAGAAUCCUUGUCUAAAGAAAGCUCUCAAGGCUCCUUAUUUCUCCAAGGUUCGCGCUUUUGCGUGGGGAAGUUACAAAGUUUAUAAUCUUGCAUUCACUAUUAAAUGUCAUUUAUCUAAACUAGAGUAAUGGCUAAAGUCACGUUGUUGUUCUUUGCAGCCUCAAUAUGCUACAAGAUAGAGAAUCAUCUUCAUAUCAAAGUUUUUGAUAUUGUUCUUCGGUACAAGUGAGCAAAGACUUCUAAGUUUUAAUGUAUUUGGAUUCUGAUGUGUGAUGAUGUUGUGAUCUUCACACACAUAUGUUUCACCACUUCAUGGGUUGUUAUUUAUUCAGGGGAAAUAAUUAGAGUGGGUGCUGAUGAAUGCACAUUUGGCUGAUCAUCGUACCCAAGUGAAACUUGAGAUGAGUAGUUUUGGAGCUAAAUAAUUAGCUACAGUUUGAAAUGUUAAUCAAGUAAGCUGAAAAAGCGAACAAUAUUCUUGUGAAUAAGUGUUAAGUAUAGAAGAGGAGGUAAGUUGGAGUUUCCAUUGCCUGUUAUAGAAUUAGGAACCAAGUCGGAAUCUUUAUUGCCUAUUAUGGUAGAAGAUAAUUAAGUGACUAUGGUUUCGAGAGAUAAACUUAUUUGGUGUUGGCUUUCAGGUGAGGGUUUCUUAGUUUCUAGAGAUCAACUUAUUUGGCGUGGCUUUCAGGUGAGGUAGAAAGAAACCAUGAAGGCUGACACUUUUGUUCACGGGGUUUAGGACUUGACUCGCUCUAAACUACACCGCGAAUUAAUCCCAACUAGAGACCAAGUUUUUAAACUCUAGCCGGGUUCAGUAUAGGACAAGUAUUUAAGUCAAACCCGAGCCGGUCCAUGUACCCCUACUUCAAUCUCUUAGGUUGUUAUCUAGAAAACGGUUUUGGGUUUUUAAAGCUAAGGAAACUAAAAACUGAAAACAAGCAAGAAAGUAAAUCGAGGUUGUCCCAAUGAGAGAAGAAUUCACCCGGGUAUCGCUCCCCCUAACCUCAUAUCAAGAUCGACCAAAUCGAAUGCAAAUGUGUGAAGGUGUGUUAUACACCGUUAGGAGGGCACAAUAACACCCAAGUUAAAGUGCUAAAUCGAAGGUUGAGGUUUUCCCUAAUUCACCCUAGUUAGGUGGGUCAAUUGGCCAAGGAAUCCCGCUUAUCAAAGCCUCCUAACAAAAAGGUGGUUUCCCUCUAACUAGGUCAAAUUGGCAUAGUAAUGAGAAAUGAAGAACACAACUCAAACAUCAUGAAAAUAACUCAAACUUUGCAUUAAACACAAACCCACAUACAAAGCAUUCAUUUAAUACAAUCUAUCACAUAUUCCAAGCUAGGGUUCACAACACCCAAGUGAAUAGGUAGGCUAUUCCAUAGCUAGGCAAAGGGAAACAAGAAAAAAGAGAGAAAGAACCCUGAAGAGAUGACAAUAUUCCUUCCUCCUUGCUUGAAUCUCACUUGAGAGGUAAGAAUCCUCACUCCUCUAGCUUAGGGCAAGCCCAAAUCUCCUUCUUCCUCCUUUGAAUGACACUUUCUCUCUCUAGCUUUGAAGAAGAAAUCCUAAUCUAUCAGUAGAAACUCUAUUUUAUUCUACAAACUAAAAAACUACCAAAAGCUCUCCCUUUCUCUUUCAGCUCACUUCCCAUUUUAUACCCAGAUCGACGCAUGUUCACGGUCCUAGUUCACGGUCGUGAACAUUCAUCCCGGACCGUGAAGUCGAGCAUAUUCGCACCGUUUCACUAAGUCACUUCACGGUCUGGGGCUGGAGUUGACGGUCGCAUCCAGUGAGAUGCGUUAACCGUUCUGCAACUUCGGCAAUUCACGGUCACGAUGCAAUUGUCACGGUUGUUACUUUGGACUUUUCUUUUCUUUUUGCGCUUUUCAACCUUCAAUCAACACGAAACUCGUCCUCGACCUUCCCACACGUGCUAGGACCUGAAAUGUAAUAAAACAAGCACAAUCUAGCGUAAAAUAGGUCAAGAGAUUAUGAAAUGCAAAGUCAAACUAUCAAGAAAUGAGAGGCAAAAUGUGUACAAUUAGACCCGAAUCAGGAUUGAAGUUACAACUCAACUCUCUAUAGCAAGGUUUGCCAGGCGAGCAUGUGAUGAUUCCUUAAUCAUGAUAUGCUCACUUAAUGUAAGAACAUAUACUCUGUGCAUAACUGACAUUGUUUGAUUAUGUGUUUUUUGAACCCUUCAGUCUACAUCCAUUCACCUAAUUUUACCAAUAUGAGAAUUUGUAUCAAUCUGUUUAACAAACUAUUUUCUUUCAUUACUGUUAGUGUAGCUAUAGAUAUAGGUUGAAAAUGAUCAAAUUUGUGGAGAAGAUAAGAAUAAACGUUUUGAAUGGGGCAUAAUGUAUCAAAAUGGGUGCAUGUGCAGCUCGUGGAUUAGCUUAUCUACACUUAGACUGUAAUUACAUUUUAUCUCUUAUUCCUUUUUGUGUAUAUUAGUAUUCAGACUAUGAGAUCCGAGAUUAUUUUAGUUUACUCUAUGAGAUGAAUAUAUUCAUGUUGGCUUCUGUUAUUUACCAUUAUCCUCCAUAGGUGAGCUACCUUCUUUCGGUCCUUUGGAGCUACCUUAUCAUGGUUGAUUUAUAGUUAGUUUAUUUAUUCCUUCUUUCCUGGGCCAACUUGAUAUAGGGGUAUUGGAAGAAUGUUGAAACAGAGAUUGUGAAGUGGUCAGACAUUAGUGAGAUUAGUGGUUUCAAUUAUAACAUCAUAGUCUUACUUUGCCACAAAAGAAUUCUGAUAAAAUUAUUUUUGUUACAUGUUGUCCUACUUUGCCUACAUUCACCAUCGAUUUCAUUCAUGUUUACUUCCAUGUAUUAGUUUUAGGUAUUUACAUAUCUAGCGCCUUGAUUCUUGUUUUCAUCAUCUAGUAGGUGGAAAUAGGGCUUGAAGAGCAUAUUAGGCUCUCUUGUGCUAGCUGAGACCAUUCCUCCUGAUGAUCAAAAUCAGUGUCUAGAAGACUGGCUAAAAGGUAAGUCUCUGUCAUGUUCAAACUUUUGUUGGGAUUUUGGCAUGAAUAUGUAUAUGGAUGGCAUUAGUUCAUCUAUUGUCAUCUUUUGGGUAUUCGGUCAUACUUUUUACUCAUAUUAAAUUGUGUUUUUCCAUGUUGAUAAUAUCUGAAGCUUUCUAUAGUUAUUAGCGUAAAUAUGUGUUGUUUCUUACUAAUGAUGAGCAUAUCGAUACACCAAAUGUUUUGUAGGUUUCCUUGUUUGCUCAUGCAUGUAAAUUUUGGGGAAAGCAUAUAACAGUUUAAGAAGAUUUGAGGUGUUUCUAGGUAGUUGUCAAGAAGUAUGUAGAUUGUAAUAUAUAGUAUAUUUCCUUGCCUCUUGAAAAAUUGUGUCUGAAAUAUACGACCUAAUUUUAAGUUUCUUACUAUAUUUUGUCAGGAUUAGAAGACUUGAAGAUUCGGGAGUUGAUAGAUAUUUCAGCUACUCAAGAAAAUCUUGUAGAAUCAUAGACCAAAAAUUUAAUAAUUUUAGAUGCUUUGGGCACACUAAUUGGAUUUGCAUUGGUUUUCGAGAGAUUCAUGUUACAAUAAUUAGUCUUUUUAAUUAUAUGUUGAUUAACAUUGAUCAAUAAAUUUUAUUGACAAUU
Linum trigynum is the source of this 8670-nucleotide messenger RNA. Lineage: Eukaryota; Viridiplantae; Streptophyta; Magnoliopsida; Malpighiales; Linaceae. The record is from the annotation of a GenBank genome assembly.